Messenger RNA from Prorocentrum cordatum, 840 nucleotides. NCBI's taxonomy places the organism in Eukaryota, Dinophyceae, Prorocentrales, Prorocentraceae. The record is from the annotation of a GenBank genome assembly.
GAGGUGGCCGGCGGGGACCCGGUGCUGCUGGAGAUGGAGCAGCUCCGGCGGCAGGUCGAGGACCUGCGGAAGCAGAACGAGGAGCUACGGAAGUUCUCUUCGUCGUGCGCAACCUCGCCGCCGCUGCCCGGCGGCCGCGGCGGCCAGUCACCAGAUUCGGCGCCCCCGUCCACCGCCUCGCCGCGCAGCGGCGCCCUCUCGCCCGACUCCGCGCGCUGCUGCCCCGCUGGGCUGCCGGAGGCGAGGCUCCCGCAUCCGCCGACGGAGCUCGAGCGGAUGCUCCUGCGGCGCCGGGAGCGGAUCCUGGACAAAGUUUCGAAGGCCGACCCGGAGCUCGUGGCAGCGCAGGCCGCCCUGGAGACUGCGGCGCAGUGAGGGGCGCGCCGCUGGCGGACCUGGCCUGGCUCACUGGCCCCCUAACCGGGCCCAGCAGCCUCAAGCCGUUCUGGCGGAGACCACCCAGGAGUUGCCGCCCUGAGUUGUCCCGCGCAGCGAGCGCUCGAUGCGCCCAAGUCGCCGACAGCGCCAGAAGCACCGGAGGUCUUGAGCCCGGGGCGUGGUCUUCCUAUAACGCGUCGGCCAGCAGGUUGGCGACCGUUGUCUCAAUCCAAUUCGCGCGAGCUUGCACGGAUCCAUGUAUCAUAGGGACGCCAUCUGUCAGAUGAGAAGAUUUGGUGGCCCCGCGCUCGUGGGAGCGGCCCCCUUCUAGGUGCGCGGCGCUCGGAGGGGGCGCGGCAGGGCCGGCGCGCCGCGCGCCCACGGGUGGCCCACCGCGCCGGCGGCCGCCUCCCGCGCACGGCCGAGCGCUGCCGCCCGGCGCAGGCCUGAAGGGGCCCCCCC